Molecule: messenger RNA, 1232 nt
Organism: Lontra canadensis (Northern American river otter)
Lineage: Eukaryota; Metazoa; Chordata; Mammalia; Carnivora; Mustelidae
Gene: FBP2
Product: fructose-bisphosphatase 2
Exons: 7
Coding region: 134-1153 (339 amino acids)
Biological process (GO): fructose 1,6-bisphosphate metabolic process; fructose 6-phosphate metabolic process; gluconeogenesis
Cellular component (GO): cytosol; cytoplasm
Molecular function (GO): fructose 1,6-bisphosphate 1-phosphatase activity
Source: RefSeq, a predicted model, not a curated record
GUCGGGGCACUUUUUCCUUAAAGGUCCUGGCAGGGCUCGCAGGAACCAGCUCUGAUACCGACUGAGCUACAGCCUUUCGAGAUAAACAGGGCCUCCUGCGAGAAAAGAAGGAUUUGCAAAGUUCCCCGCCACGAUGUCGGACAGAAGCCCCUUUGAAACGGACAUGCUCACCCUGACCCGCUACGUUAUGGAAAAGGGGCGUCAGGCCAAAGGGACUGGGGAGCUCACACAACUGCUGAACUCCAUGCUGACGGCCAUCAAAGCCAUAUCCUCGGCUGUGCGCAAGGCCGGCCUGGCCCACCUGUAUGGAAUUGCGGGAAGCGUGAAUGUGACCGGGGAUGAGGUGAAGAAAUUGGACGUGUUAUCCAAUUCUUUGGUGAUCAACAUGCUCCAGUCCUCCUACAGCACCUGCGUCCUGGUUUCCGAGGAGAAUAAAGACGCGAUUAUCACCGCCAAGGAGAAGAGGGGGAAGUAUGUGGUCUGCUUUGACCCACUGGAUGGAUCUUCUAACAUUGACUGCCUGGCCUCCAUUGGAACCAUCUUUGCCAUCUACAGGAAGACUUCAGAGGAUGAGCCUUCUGAAAAGGAUGCUCUGCAGCCAGGCCGAAAUAUCGUGGCUGCGGGCUAUGCCCUCUAUGGUAGUGCAACCUUGGUGGCUCUUUCCACUGGGCAAGGAGUGGACCUCUUCAUGCUUGAUCCAGCUCUCGGUGAAUUUGUCCUGGUGGAAAAAGAUGUCAAGAUAAAACAGAAAGGGAAGAUUUACAGUCUCAAUGAGGGCUAUGCCAAAUAUUUUGAUGCUGCCACCACAGAAUAUGUGCAGAAAAAGAAAUUUCCUGAGGAUGGCAGUGCUCCCUAUGGGGCCCGGUACGUGGGCUCCAUGGUGGCCGAUGUGCACCGCACCCUGGUCUACGGAGGGAUCUUCCUGUACCCCGCGAAUCAGAAAAAUCCGAAGGGCAAGCUCCGGCUCCUGUAUGAGUGCAAUCCCGUGGCCUUUAUCAUAGAGCAGGCUGGAGGCUUGGCGACCACAGGCACCCAGCCUGUGCUGGACGUGAAGCCGGAGUCCAUCCACCAGCGAGUCCCCCUCAUUCUGGGGUCCCCAGAUGAUGUGAAGGAGUACCUCACCUGUGUACAGAAAAGCCAGGCAGGCAGGUAGUGGGUUCCACCCGGAAUGCUGCCUUUUCUUUGUCAUGUCCCUUCUAUUAAGGGCCCUAAAUAAACAAUCAUUGUAAACA